Molecule: messenger RNA, 2288 nt
Organism: Lindgomyces ingoldianus
Lineage: Eukaryota; Fungi; Ascomycota; Dothideomycetes; Pleosporales; Lindgomycetaceae
Exons: 3
Coding region: 183-2063 (626 amino acids)
Molecular function (GO): protein binding
Source: RefSeq, a predicted model, not a curated record
AACAUUAUUCAAUCGAAGCAACAAAUUGAAUUCAGACGAACUAAGGCAGUCACAUCUUGGAAGUCGAACGCGCCUGCUUUGAGUCGCUCUUAAUCUCGUCGCAACGCGACACAUAAGCUCGACAACCGCACUCUAUCUGUUUGGCGAGGUUUCGAGUAGCAAUUCUCGAUUUGGAAGGAACGAUGCCUCACCAUGGAGGAGCGCACUUGGUGCGACGGCAGCACCAUCGCCAUGAGAACCAGAACAACAAUGUCGCGACCGUCGUCUCCGUUGUAAUCAAGACCAUGCCAAAGACCUUUUCAGGUGAUGCCGUAUGGGUUACCCAGGCCCCAGCAACUCUUGUUGGUGUGCCUGUGCAAGUUUCCACCGCAAACGACGCAAAGCCUACGUCCAAGGCCAAGUCAGGUGGAACUUCCGAGAAGGCAACUGCUACGAAGAAAUCCUCCGACGCAAAAGAGACUGAGACGUCCUCACCAACUCACGUCGCAUCGACGCUAAUGGUCGCUACUUCGUCUCCAAUCUUGUCUAGUGCUACAGCAGCAGCAAUUGCUGCUACUACUUCCCCUUCGGCUACGUCAACCGCAGAGGCUGCAAAGAGCACUGGUAUGUCUGGUGGUGCCAAGGCCGGUCUUGCAUUGGGUCUUCUCCUGGGAAUCGCUGGUAUCCUUGGUCUUGUCCUUUUCAUGUACCACCGCAAGAAAAAGGCCCUUGCCCAAAAGAAGGUGGAGGAUGAAAAGGUUGCCAUGCAAAACGCUCCCCCGCCUCCAGUCGUAGUUGCUCCCAGUAUCCGAACGCAGAGAACUUUGUCAACCGCACCUCGUCUCAGCCUUCGGCCGGUCACCCAAUUCUCCCCUACUUAUGAAGAGAACCGCAAGAGUGGUGGAAACUUGUUGAACGUUGCGGCUGCUGCAGCACCUCCUCCUCAAUCCCGUCAACACACCCCAUCACCGAAUGAUCAGCCAGCUAGCCCUUGGGAACGACCUGGGGCGGCAAAUGCCGGUGCGCCUCCAACCGAUCCCUUCCUUGACCCGCAGCCUCAACAGAGAUCUCCGAGCCCUCCACAGAACCCCUUUGGUAACCACGCUGCAACUGAGACUCCUCAAGCGACCGCUCCUAGCACUCCCCAAUCUGCCAAUUACGCUCCUGGUCCCAGCGGUCAUCUGAAUGAUUUCGGCAACCCUGCUCCAGCCAUUGCUGCCGCAGAGGCCGCUCCCACAGCUGCGCCCAUUGCCAUGGCCGCUGUUCCUGUUGUGCGUAGGGAAGUUCCACCUCCCCCGAGCAUCAAGUCAGAAUCCGGCGUAAUUCCACCUAGCCCAUCUUGGACAGAAGAUAUUCCUGCUUCCCCUGGCCCAGCUCCCACCGGCCCUCCCCCAGUCGCUGUCGCCGGUGGAUCUCCUAAUGGUCCCGCCCUUGCCCCUGCCCCUAACAAUGUUCACCGCGUCCAACUUGACUUCAAGCCCUCUAUGCAGGACGAACUUGAACUUCGUGGUGGUCAGUUGGUUCGCAUGCUACAUGAGUACGAUGACGGCUGGGCUCUCUGUAUUCGCAUGGAUCGUUCACAACAGGGUGUCGUCCCUCGUACAUGUCUUUCCAAACACCCCGUCAAGCCUCGCACCGGACCACCCCGACAACAAGGGCCUCCUCGCCCUCGAGGUCCUCCUAUGGGUCCUGGUGUUCCCCAGCCACGCCCGCUCUCCCCCGCCAGUGGUCGCAGCUCACCUCACCCACCUUCCCUCUCACCUGCCAAUGGUCGCAUGUCCCCAGGCCCUCGCUCGAUGAGCCCAGGACCACGCCCAAUAUCUCCUAACAUAGGACCUGGAGGGCGUGCACGAUCCAACAGUAACGCCCCCUAUGCCGGCCCACCUCGCUCAAUGUCUCCCGGCCCCUAUGGCGGCGGUCCCCAGCAGCACAUGCCCCCCCCGCAAAUGGGCCGCCCACGAUCAAAUUCUGCAAGUCAGGUUAUGGCACGACGAGCAAGUCCGCCUGGCCCGAGCCCCAUGAAUCCUAAUGCCAACGCUCCAAUUAUUCCAGCCCGGAAGCCGCUUCCCGGCCAGGCGCUAUAAUAUUUAUGAGGAAUGGGUCAUGGCACAUUUUUCCUAUGUCGCUUGAAUUUUCUGGUUUACAUGGUUGGCCUGUGAUGUGUUUUUUGGGAUUGCAAGGUUAAUGCCCUACUUACUCUCCUUACUACCCCCUAACUUUCGAUUCUUGAGGGUCUGCUGGAUGCAUCUUAAGACAAACCCACCCACCAGACGUGGCAAUAUCCUGUGGAUUUGCGUUCUUCCAUUCCG